This is a messenger RNA of Condylura cristata (star-nosed mole), 4318 nucleotides long. RefSeq names its product phosphodiesterase 7B (gene PDE7B). Bases 218 to 1732 code for a protein of 504 amino acids. NCBI's taxonomy places the organism in Eukaryota, Metazoa, Chordata, Mammalia, Eulipotyphla, Talpidae. The transcript has 12 exons. Gene Ontology annotation, molecular function: 3',5'-cyclic-AMP phosphodiesterase activity. The record is from RefSeq and is a predicted model, not a curated record.
GAUCACUCUCCUCGCAGUGUUUGUGGAGGGACUGGAGGGGCAGGGAGGCUGUGCCAGGCUGGAGGAGGCUUGCCUUUCCGAAGCUGGAGAGGAUUAUACAGGGGUUUGCCUUCCCCUGUCCGGGAAGAAUUUCCCCUCGGGUAGCAGCAGCAGCAGCAGCGGCGGCCGCGGCGGCAGCGGCAGCAGCCCGACCUCCUCUUCUGGGGAUCAGGGCAGAAUGCCGGUGCUGGAGCGCUAUUUCCCCGCGGCAGAGCCAGGCAGACGGUGGCCGGCCCGAGAAGGUGUGCUGCCCUCCUCCCUGGGCAGCCGGCCGCGGUGCCAGCAGGGGCCGCUGCCCUGGGACUUGCCAGAGAUGAUCAGGAUGGUAAAGCUGGUCUGGAAAUCCAAAAGUGAGCUGCAGGCGGCCAAACAGAGAGGCAUUCUGGAGAAUGAAGAUGCGCUCCACAGCUUGCCAGGAGAUGUACGACUAAGGGGUCAGACAGGGGUUCCUGCUGAACGCCGCGGCUCCUACCCAUUCAUUGACUUCCGCCUACUUAACAAUACAACACACUCAGGGGAAAUUGGCACCAAGAAAAAGGUGAAACGACUGUUAAGUUUUCAAAGAUACUUCCAUGCAUCGAGGCUGCUCCGUGGAUUUGUCCCACAAGCCCCCCUCCAUCUGCUGGAUGAAGACUAUCUCGGACAAGCCAGGCAUAUGCUCUCCAAAGUGGGAAUGUGGGAUUUUGACAUUUUCUUGUUUGAUCGCUUGACAAAUGGAAACAGUCUGGUAACACUGCUGUGCCACCUCUUCAAUACGCAUGGGCUCAUUCACCAUUUCAAGUUAGACAUGGUGACUUUACACAGGUUCCUAGUCAUGGUUCAAGAAGAUUACCACAGCCAUAACCCGUAUCACAAUGCUGUUCAUGCAGCCGACGUCACCCAGGCCAUGCACUGCUACCUGAAGGAGCCAAAGCUUGCCAGCUUCCUCACCCCCCUGGACAUCAUGCUUGGACUACUGGCUGCGGCAGCACAUGAUGUGGACCACCCAGGGGUGAACCAGCCAUUUUUGAUCAAAACUAAUCACCACCUCGCCAGCUUAUAUCAGAAUAUGUCUGUGCUGGAGAAUCACCACUGGCGAUCUACGAUUGGCAUGCUUCGAGAAUCAAGGCUUCUGGCUCACUUGCCAAAGGAAAUGACACAGGAUAUUGAACAGCAGCUGGGCUCCUUAAUCUUGGCAACAGAUAUCAACAGACAGAAUGAAUUUUUGACCAGAUUGAAAGCUCACCUCCACAAUAAAGAUUUAAGGCUGGAGGAUGCACACGACAGGCACUUCAUGCUUCAGAUUGCCUUGAAGUGUGCUGACAUUUGCAAUCCUUGUAGAGUCUGGGAGAUGAGCAAGCAAUGGAGUGAAAGGGUCUGUGAAGAAUUCUACAGGCAAGGUGACCUUGAACAGAAAUUUGAACUGGAAAUCAGUCCUCUUUGUAAUCAACAGAAAGAUUCAAUCCCUAGUAUACAAAUUGGUUUCAUGACCUACAUCGUGGAGCCGCUCUUCGGGGAAUGGGCCCGUUUCACCGGAAACAGUGCCCUGUCUGAGAGCAUGCUAAGCCAUCUUGCACACAACAAAGCCCAGUGGAAAAGCCUGUUGCCCAAGCAGCACAAAAGCAGUGGCGGCGGUGGCGGUGGCAGCCCAGACCACACCGGCCAAGGGACUGAGAGGGACGAGCAGGCUGUGACUGAAGGCGAAACCCCGUAGAGCCAGCCAGGCCUACCCCGUGCUCUGCAUGUGGAGAGAAUGAGAACCUCAUUCAACAGAGGCCCCUGAAAGGGUGGACGCUCAGAGGGGUUCCUGCCCAUAAGCCCAGCUGGCGCUUCGGGUUUUGGAAUGCCACCCUCCUCCUACUUCCCUGCCUCCCCUCCCUUUUCCAGUGUACAGAAGCCAUUCGUCACCUCAGCAUUAGCUGCCGAGAUGAGCAACUCCAUUCGGUAAUGUGGGAACUGCUUCCGGGGCAAGUUUGUCCCUCAAGAAGAAGACUGGGGAGUAAGAAAGAGGUGCUUCUGGGUCCCACUGUGACAGGCAGCAGUUCCCACGUCCAGAGCAUGUUCGCGUUGGCCAGCUGACCGCUGAUCUGCACGAUAACAACACCAGCACGUUUGGGACUCCAAGGAUACUGGUCUUAAGUGCCAGAGCACAAAUGAGAGCGUGAGAGAAAGUACCUUCUAUUUUAAUAAUAAUUAUUAUUAUAAAAUAAUAAUAAAUCUUUUUAACUUUUAUAUUUUAUGCACUAGACAUUGGAUCUAAACGUUUGAACUAAGAUGACUCAGUGUACCCAAACUUGAACAAGGGGUUCAUUGUUUUGUUACUGAUUUCAUGCCACUUUGGGUCAGAGAUUUGGCAUCUUCUCAACUUAAGAAAUCCUGUCAGAGGGGAAGGUGCUGUGUACUCCAUUCUUCUGCACCAUUGGCCAAUCUGUCUUUUAUCAAAUAACUCAGAUUCAGUGACGUGUUUAUAGUCACACAUGUACAUUUUCUGUAAAUACCAAGCGCUACUGAUUCCCAUGCCAAAAUACAUGAGUAUUAUGGGAUUGCUACCUGUAUAAACAAUGGCACUGUGAACAGAAUACUGUUAGAUUUAAUACAAAAGGAUGCAUUUGUAAAUAUGGUAUAGAGUUUAUUAAUAUACUAUUGUUUGCAGAAAGGCCUUAACUUUACACAUCUUUCAUCUUCUGAAAGCCGCCCAACUUAAAUCCUCACAGACGUCUUUCCGAACUGCCUUGCCAUGUCCAUCUUUAUGCUUUCCAGCUAAGGUCACAAACCAAAACUGAAUAAAGUCUUUGAGGAAAUAUUUUGGAAACUUCACAUGCAUUCCGCUUGAGACCAUAGUGUUUAAUCUAUGGCACCAAGCAUCGUUUCCUCAGAUUAAUGAGACCGCUGCAGCAAGCCUGAAGUCAUUUUCAACACAGCGACGUUGCACACAGUUUAACAAGCAGCUGAUAAGCUUGUGUUUAUGUGACUCUUGUCAUGGAACACAGCGGUGUGUCAACCUCAAGGGAGACAUAACAGGUCUCGCAAACUUUCUACGACCCUGUCAUCUACCCAUCAGGGAGCUCCCUGGCCCCUCUCACACUUCUGUCUGUUAUGGCUACAGUACCAAAGCACCUUUGGUUUAUGGUUGGCGUGCAUUUCUUUGGUGUUAAUAGUAACUGGACUUUUCUUUUUCCUUAAUUUCACGUUUAAUUACCCAGCUGUUUAGCUGAAGUUAACUUUAUUUAGGUAAAGAAAAUAUUUGCAUUAUCUGGCACAAUUUACCUUCCUGUCAGGUGGUUGUGGUUAAGUACUUGCUCACAGAGUCACUCUGGAAUUUGCUUGCUGUUUUUUCCUGCAGACCUCUGGCAGUAAUAUCAAUCUGUUACAGCAUUCCUCUCUAGUGGGCUAACCUCUAUGCUUUGACCCUUUUCUUUAGAAGUUCUGGCAUAACUAAUGUUAGGUGAAAAUUGGUGAGAUUCCUUUCUUUUUAGCUUAAGCAACGUCUCAGUGGGAGAAUGACAAUCUGCUUGUUGCUGCCACUACCAAACCUUCUCACAAGCUAAUAGAAUGACAACCCGCUCCCACUUCCUACAAGCGACUGUUGGUUUUUUUUUUUUUUCUUCCAACGUGCAAAUGAAAUGUUAAAAAUUUGACUGAAUUGUAACAAGUUCCUGUAGAGAGACUGAGGUUUGCAGAAAAUUGGAGAAAGAUUUAGGGAAAAUUUGGGAGAGUUGAUUGUAUAUUUGUUAAAGUAAAAGAGAUUUCAGAUGGCAUUAAAGAAAGUGUGAAAAGCUCAUGAAAUGGGUAGAUGAUAAGUUGAAAUUGUUGGGGUGGGGAAGAAGGAAAAGUUGUGAAAACUUAACACUCACUCUUUUUUUCUGUAGUAACUAUGUACUGACACAUUUCCGUAUUGCUUUAAUUCUCUAAAACUUUCAGCCUGGAAAGGCCCCAAAAGAGAGUAUGUUGAAUGUAUGCUUGCUUCCAAACUUCUCUUACUUUGGGUUUGGUGAUGCAGAGAGGGCUUCUGAGUAGUUUAUUUUUCACGUACAUGAGAUCACAUUAAAGAAAACAAUUACUGAGGACAAUAUAGUAGAGAUAAGAAAGAUACUAUUUUAGCUAAUGGGACCUCUACUUUGAAUUUAAGAAACAAUUGUUUAUACAAAUUAUAUUUACAUAAUAACUUGAAUAAAUAAUAUUGAGAGCAUUUUUUAAGUAGUUCCUCAUUUCCAAGACAAAGAGCUCACAGAAAAAACUAUCAAUUAACUGACAGUGAAGCCUAUAAAACUGCUAAUAGUACGAAGUAAGAUGAGACAUG